GAAAAGUUGUUCAUCCCCCAUUUAUACGUUAUAUAGUAACUAGCAGAAAUGCCACUCCUCGGUGACCAUCGGCGACCUGCAAGCCGGCUGGCGCGAUCCGUCGACCCCGGCGGCGUACGAAGCGGUAAACUGGAAAAACUGGUCGCUCGGACAAAGAGCCGCUUCGAUGUUAUCGGUAUCCCCCGACGCCAGCAGUGAGAGCGCCGCAGCAAUGCUUCCGUCCACGGCUCGUUUUGGAUUCUUUCCGCCACUGCUCGGAUAACAACGAGGAGACAUGGUCGACGAGGGGUGCGCGGUGGCGGGCUGAGCCGGCGGCGGCCUCCCCCCGGGCGGGCGCAGUGAGGUCGACCCAGCACCCCGGCGACGCGCCAACCGGUCAUUCCAGUCGUCGCGGAGGAGGCCAGCCGAGGAGUGUGAUGUGCCGCCGCCGGGUGACUAUGCGGCCGACGCGAUGAGGAGGCGGCCCGUGCUGGCCCCCCCGCUGCUACUGCUGCUCGGGUGGCUGGGCGCCGUGCGGCCCGGUGUCGCGGCUCGCUACGUCGCCCCCGAGGACUGCCGCUGGGAGCCGCUGGACGCCGCCGGAGUUGCGCUCACCUGCGCCGUGCGCUCCCUCAGCGGCGGGCCCGAGCCGACAAACUUCAGCCUGAUCCAGCCGGGACACACGGCGCGGCUCACGGUGCGAUGCGACGACCUGCUCGUGCCGAGCGAGCUGAGCAACGGCUCGUUCGGCCACCUGAGCGGACUGCGCUCGCUGGCCAUCGAGCGCUGCAAGAUGGACAGCCUGCCUGCGCUCGCCUUCUCCGGCCUCGCCGAGCUGCACAACCUGAGCCUGCGCACGCACAACGACGAGUGGGGGACGAGGACGCUGCGCCUCGCGCCCGACAGCCUGACGCCCCUGCGGCAGCUCGUCGCGCUAGACCUGAGCCGCAACAACAUGGACUACUUGCCGCCAUCGAUCCUCUGUCCGCUCGUCCAACUCGCGCUGCUCAACCUGACGCGCAACCGUUUCGCGGACGCCAGCCAGAUGGGGUUCGCCGAGUGUUCUCCGCCCUUGCAUAGGCUGGACGCGGCGCACAACGAGCUGCGCCUGCUGCCCGAAAAGGCGUUCUCCCCGCUGCGCCAAUUGCGCCACCUCAGGCUCGACCAUAACCUGAUCGCGCGCGCCGAGCAGGGGGCCCUGUCAGGCUUGGCGCGGCUGCAGAGCCUCGACCUGGCGCACAACGCGAUGGUCAGCCUGCCGCCGCGUUUCCUGCAGCCGGCCGAGGCUUCGCUCUCCGAGCUCUACCUGCGAAACAACUCGCUAAGCGCUCUGCCGCCGACCCUGUUCGCGGGCCUGCACCAACUGACCAUGCUCGACCUGGCGCACAACCAGCUCACCUCCGCCUGGCUCGCGCAGCCCCGAACCCUGGCCGACCUGACGCGCCUCGCGGCGCUCGACCUGUCGCACAAUCGCCUCACCCGGCUGGACGGGGCCUCGUUCCGCUCUCUGCACAACCUGCAGACGCUCGACCUGCAGCACAACCUGAUCGAGUCCGUGGCUGACUCGGCUUUCGGCUCGCUCUACAAUUUGCACACGCUCGUCCUCAGCCACAACCGGCUCACGCGCGUGGGAGGCCACACCUUCUCCGGGCUGUCGGCGCUCGGCGGGCUGUAUGUGGACCACAACCGGCUCGAGUCCCUGGCGGCGGACGCCUUCCACAACGCAUCCAACCUGCAGGAGAUUAUCCUGGCCGGAAACCGGCUGCCGGCCGUGCCCCCCGUGGUGCAAACACUGCAGUCGCUUCGCUCGCUGGACGUGGCCGACAACGUCAUCACAGACAUCCACAAUGCCUCGUACCAGGGGCUGCGCCAGCUGUAUGGCCUGAACCUGAUGGGCAACCACAUCGGCAACCUGAGCCAAGGCGUCUUCCGCGAGCUGCCGUCUCUGCGCAUCCUCAACCUGGCUCGCAACGGAAUCCAGUCCAUUGAACAAGGCACAUUCGACGACAUUCCGGACCUGCAUGCGCUGCGCUUGGAUUCAAACUUCUUGGAUGACGUGAAUGGCCUUUUUAGUAACCUGCACGACCUCAUCAUGCUCAACAUAUCGGCCAACCGCGUCCGAUGGUUCGACUACGCGCUCAUUCCCAUCGGCCUGCAGUGGCUCGACAUCCACGAUAAUCAGGUGGAGGCGUUGGGGAACUACUUUGAGCUGGAGUCUAUUCUGAAGCUGAGGACGCUGGACGUGUCGCACAACCGGCUCACCGAGCUUGACUCGUCCUCGCUGCCAAACGGCAUCGAGAUCGUCUUCCUGAAAGGAAACCAGCUGCGUCGCAUCCAGCCCUUCACAUUCCUCGGAAAGCAGAACUUGACGCGCGUCGACCUGACUGACAACCGAUUGGACACGCUUGACAUGACCAUGUUUCGGCUGAGCGAGGUGCCAUCCGGGCGGCCCCUGCCACAGUUCAUGGUGGCCGACAACCCGUACCUGUGUGACUGCCGCAUGGAGUGGCUGCAGCGGCUAGGCAGCAGCCUCCUGGAUGACUCGAGGCAGUACCCGCGUGUGGUCGACCUGGCUGACGUGGUGUGCCGGCUCAGCUUCGGACGCCGCCGCGCCCUGCCGCUAGUGCAGGCGCACUCAUCAGAGUUUCUAUGCCGCUACCGCAACCACUGCUUCGCGCUCUGCCACUGCUGCGACUUCGACGCAUGCGACUGUGAGAUGGUAUGCCCAGACAACUGCACCUGCUACUACGACCAGAGCUGGAACACGAACAUCGUGGACUGCAGCGGCGGCCGAGCAAACGGUGCCGUCCCGAAGCAGCUGCCGAUGGACGUGACCGAGCUGUACCUGGACGGUAAUGACAUACCCGCGUUGUCCAGCCAUACCUACAUCGGCCGCAAGAACAUGAAGGUGCUCCACCUGAACGCCAGUAACGUGCACACCAUCCACAACCGGACGUUCAGCGGCCUGCGCACGCUCAGAGUGCUGCGGCUUGACCGCAACCGACUGGCCGCACUGCAUGGAUUCGAGUUUGAUGGGCUUGGAGAGCUAAGGGAGCUCUACCUCUCGUACAACCAGCUCACGAGCGUCAACAAUGCCACGUUCGUGCCACUAAGGUCUCUGCGGGUGCUGCACCUGGACCACAACUACAUUGUCCACAUGGCCCUGCCAGCGCAGCUGGCCGAACUGAGCGACAUGCGGCUGGCCGACAACCCGUGGACGUGCGAGUGCCACUUUGCGCAUGAGCUGGCGGACUUCGUCGCCGCGGCCGGCGGGGAUCAUCGGGUGCGUGACCUGUUUAGUGUUCACUGCAUGCACAACGAAACGACGGUGGUGCCCCUCCUGUGGAACAACGCCACCCUGUGCACCAACGCGUCAUCUUCCAACGAGGUGAGCGGCCACGAGCGCCAGCCACUGCUGCUGCCUGCGCUGGUGGUGGCGGGCGUGCUGCUGCUCGUGCUGGUGUGCACAGUGAGUCUGGCCAUGGCGUACCGUCGCCCUGUCAGCGUGUGGCUGUACACCCGGUGUGGAGUGCGCGUGUGCCUGCGCGCCGAGGCUGAGGAGGAAAAGCUGUUCGAUGCAUUUGUCUCUUACAGCAAGAAGGACGAGUCGUUUGUCGCGCAGAUUCUGGCGCCCGAGUUGGAGUGCGGCAUCCCGGCAUACCGACUGUGCCUUCACUAUCGUGACCUGCCCAUGGCCGGCGGGUACCUGACGGAUGCCAUCAGCGAGGCCGUGGAGAGCAGCCGGCGGACUAUUGUGAUCCUCUCGGAGCACUUCCUGAAGAGCGAGUGGUGCCGCUACGAGUUCAAGUCCACCCACCACCACGGGGUGCGGCGAAGAAACCUUGUCGUCAUCUUCCUUGGUCGGGUCUCCUUCAAGGAGCUGGACCCGGACAUCAGGCUUUGGCUCAAGUCUAGCACCUUCCUGCGCUGGGGCGAGAAGAGGUUCUGGGACAAGUUGCGCUACGCCAUGCCGGACACGCGGCAUCGCAAGGUAGCCGCGCGCAGCGAUGUCGCCAGCGUGCACAUUUGACGCCGCCGCUGUGUGUGUGAGUGUGUGUACUACAGCAAAGUGUGUGCGUGUGCCUCAUGGAUUACCCCGAUGGCCCCCUUCAUCUAAGUCAAGUCGCAGGUAAAAAAAAGCAUCUUCAACGAACUUUUCGUUUUGUACUCACUGGUGGUGACAAAUUGGGUAGGGGUGGUCAUGUACAUACACGUGUAAUAUAGCAUCCGCUUAGUGUUUGCUUUGAAAGACUACGAUGAGCAGAACUGGACUGUGAUGUACAUUCCUAUGCACACAUUGUGGAAUACUGCCUAGCUCGAACUCUGAGCAAAAUGGUGCGAUUUGAAUGUCGCCUUGUGUCGCCAUUAUUUAUUUAUACAUACUUAUUUAAGUGCCCUCAUCACAUUACUACUCAUGUAAUCUAGGCGAAAACUUCCUUUAUCUUGGACGUUCAUAUGAUAAGGAUUCUCAAGUUUGUUUAUAACAGAGACACCCUGUGAAAUUUUCAGCUAAUAACAAGAUCAUCCUUCACUUCCACUGCAGCUCACACCUCAAAAGGAAAAAUUCAUUGCAAAAGCCUGUAGAUAAAUAGAUAGUUCCGAGUGUGUGUAUUUGCACAGGUGCAUAUAAACUAAAUCCAGCUACCUCUUGAAAAAGUAUUCCCAUGAAUUUUAAUCACCACUGAACUUGCAUCACCUGAAACAAGAGCCCUUAUUCUCGGAUUCAACCUCACUUGCCGUGUGCAACGGCAUAAAAGCCGCACACAAUUCCAGCACACAACUGUCAUUCGUGUAGUGUUUACAGUGACCUUUUUAUUGCUCUGCGGACAUAAUGUACUUAGUUUUGCUGUGGAUUUGAUGCCAGGAAAAAGUUUGAAAGGAACAACUACGGCAAUAAAGCAGAGUGUCUGAACACUUGCAAAUGUUCAAA
Rhipicephalus microplus (southern cattle tick) is the source of this 4909-nucleotide messenger RNA. RefSeq names its product toll-like receptor 6. The record is from RefSeq and is a predicted model, not a curated record. Gene Ontology annotation, cellular component: plasma membrane. Lineage: Eukaryota; Metazoa; Arthropoda; Arachnida; Ixodida; Ixodidae. Gene Ontology annotation, molecular function: signaling receptor activity; protein binding. Gene Ontology annotation, biological process: signal transduction.